GGUCAUAAAAUAAAAAAAAAUCUCAACUAUCAAUGUCAUCUGUCAGUGUAGUCGAUUCCACUAAAGUUGAAAUGAGUUGCUUCUUUGCUAUAAAGUAAUAUUUUCUAUAAAUUUGGGGAUAUUUAAUAGUACUUUAAUAAAUACACUAUAAUCAUAGUUUAGCUGAGCCUUUUCUAAUGAAGCCAUGAAUGGUUUCAUAGCAGUACAUUGUGGUGCAGGAUAUCAUAGUGAUUUAUUGAAGAAGGAAUAUCAGAAGACUUGCUAUGCCGCUUCUAGAAAAGCUGUAGAAGCACUGCAAGCUGGCGGGAAUGCAGUUGAUGCUGUUGAAAAAGCAAUAAUUGAAUUAGAAAAUAGCUCGUUGACUAAUGCUGGCUAUGGAUCAAACUUAAGUUGGGAAGGCUCCGUAGAAUGUGAUGCCUCCAUAAUGAACGGCCAGACACUGCACUUUGGUGCUUGUGGUGCAGUCUCAAAUGUUUGGAACCCCAUUACUUUGGCAAAACAUUUAUGUCUAAGACAAUGUGAAAGCUUGUCUUUAGGAAGAGUACCACCAUGUAUUCUCACGGGACAAGGAGCCAAGACCUGGGCAGAAAGGAUGGGAUUGGAAAUUGUAGACAAUAAAAAAAUGAUAUCAGCACGAGCUUUCCGUAACUAUAAACACUGUAAACGGAAAUUAAAAAAAUAUUCUUUACAAAAUGACAUAAAGUUUAGCCCUCUAGAUACUGUAGGAGCAAUUUGUGUAGAUUCUAAUGGAAUAGUUGCCGCUGGGGCAAGCUCAGGAGGUGUGUCGUUGAAACAUGAAGGAAGAGUUGGCCAAGCUGCUUCUUUUGGUAGUGGUGUAUGGGCUAUGAUGAGUCGAGAUGGCAUGCAGCCCUCUGUGGCUGCUUGCACUUCUGGUUGUGGAGAACAUCUGAUAAGGACACAAUUAGCAAAGAACACGGCAGAAAGUCUUCUAGGACCAUCUCCAGUUAUAGGCCUAGACAAAUGUUUGAAGGAAAAUUUUUUGGAGUCACCAUUUUUAUGGGAUGUUCCGGAAAGAUUUGGCGGAUCUUUAGCUUUAACAUUUAACCCACAAGUAGGGGAAGGUGAAUUGUUAUGGGGACAUACUACAAAAACAAUGUGCAUAGGAUAUAUGUCUACAGAAUCUAGUAAGCCAAAGUGUGUAAUUUCCUAUCUACCCCCAAAAGUGGAAUCAGGACACAAGGCUGUUGUUUCGGGAGUUCCUUUCAAAGUUACCUUGCAGCCAAAUCCAGUACUGCAAUGGGAAAUCAAGACUGAAGUCAAUUUAAAUGGAUCUCAUUAAUUUAAGUAUAAUUAGAAAGUAUUGAUUUUGCUUGAAAAUUUAAAUGGACAGUAUUUUUUUAAUUGUAGAAUGGAUCUCAAAGUUUUGUAUUAUUUUAUGUAAAUUAGUGAUGAAAAGUAAUGUCGAUUUUCGAUAGGUUAUAAUACAUAUUGACAAAUUGCAUAAGCCUUAUUAUUUUUUAAAGAAUACACCAUAUUUCCAGCCCUCAGGCUUCCUCCAAAGUUAAAAUACGACAGAAUAAUGAAACGUAAAAAAAAACUACAUAAUUUAAAAGCAAAAGAAAACAAAGAUGUAUAAGCCAAAUUUCUUAACUAUUCAAAUAUGUUAUGGUAAAAGAUAGUAUGUAACUAUUUCAGGACCUACAAAUGAUAAAAAAGAACAGUUUUUUCAAAUAUUUUACAUUUAUUGUAAAAAAGUGCUAUUACAAUCAUUUAAUUCGGUGAGGCAUUUUGUAAGUACGUAUUUUCUUCCAGUCAACACAAAUAUUCACAAGCAAAGAAUUUGUUCAUUUAUUAGUAGAGAAACUUAAAUUUUUAAAGCACCUAAAAUAACACCAUACCUAACAAUUUAACAUAUUGUUUUAAACCUUAUUAUUAAAAAAAAACUGGAAAUAAUAAGGCACUGGUUAUGUUUAAGUUUCCUAAUGAAGUGGUUAUUUUCAACUUACACACAUAAUGAUUUAAUUACAGUCCUAAUUGUCAUUAAAAGUUACAAUAAUAUCAUUUAACUCAUCGACAAGACCAAUAUCACAAUCUAACAAAUCACAACAGAUACUUUCCGCUCUUUCAAUGAUAAAUCACAUUUAUCCAUUCUAAAGAGAAAAGAAAGCUUAACUUAAGCUUAAGCAAGUCAUGCUCUAAGAGGAAGUGUCAAUAGUAUGCCAGUCUUUUAAGAUAAAGUCAAUAAUAACAUUAACUUUGUUCCUGUGUUGAAGUAUAUAAAUUGGACCAUUUUGAUAGCCCAGAUAGAUACUUAGUCAUCUAUAGAUUAUAAAUCUAUAGCAUAUAAGCGAAAUCCAGAUAUCCGAAACAGGAUUACUUUUAAAUGAACAAAAUUAAGUUAAAUACUUAAGUUUUUUUUACUGAAUUUUUCAUUUUUCAAACGAACUGUAAAAUUAUCGAUAUAUGUUUGUUAUUCAGUUAUGUUUAUAUUGUAUAUAGAGUCAAUAACUCAUAUAUAACCUACAUGUAAGUUGACCUUAUAUCUAAAACUUAUUUAUAUAAAAAUUAUAUUUAAAAAUACAUAUUUGUACUACACCAAAUAAAAUGCUCAUCAUAAUGAAAUUAUGCUUAAUAAAUUGUUAAAAUAAUUAAUAAAUAUACAAUUUGACAACACAAAGAAUUUCUAUAGAUGUUAAAGAUAAUAUGCAAUACACAGAUAGACCCUAUACAUCGGGAUGUUUGUAGAAUUUUACAGAUUACAUUUUGUCCAGAAUAUUGUUAUUAAUUUAUAGUCAUUAUAUUUUAAAAUAAUAACUUACUAAUUUUAAAAUCACUGGUGAAAAAUUGUAAAACAAAUUAAUUUUGUACAUUCUUUUGAAAAAAUAAAAGUAUUUGACCGAUGAACUUUCGAAAAGUGUAUUUCUUAGGUGGGUAUUUAGAGUCUAUCUCUAAAAAGAAAAUAAUUGGCAGCUUCAACAUAUAAUGUUUAAGAUAGACAAAAAUCAUUAUUCAACUUAAGAAUAUUUUGUGACCAGUUUCUAGAAUAAAUCUUAGCAAAUG
Molecule: messenger RNA, 3021 nt
Organism: Papilio xuthus (Asian swallowtail)
Lineage: Eukaryota; Metazoa; Arthropoda; Insecta; Lepidoptera; Papilionidae
Gene: Tasp1
Product: Taspase 1
Exons: 4
Coding region: 185-1300 (371 amino acids)
Biological process (GO): protein maturation
Cellular component (GO): cytoplasm
Molecular function (GO): threonine-type endopeptidase activity
Source: RefSeq, a predicted model, not a curated record